AUGUUCAAGCCUCGCGAAAGUGUGAUGAUGGCCGGGCGCACAUCAUCGCGAGAGGCUCAAUUGCAGCCGGUCCGGGAGAAGCCGGAUGAGUCCGGGCUCGGCACCAUGAAGACCGAGAACACGGAACACUCAGUUGGUGGUGUGGAGUCGAUGAGCCUUCUCGUCCCGGAUCAGAAAGGCUAUACCGCACUGCCCAACCGUGAGGUGAGGGCAAACUCUGCUGGAAGCGUCGCAAACAGCGACACUGAAGCGCCAAACAUGCGCUACCGGGACACUGUCCGGAUGGAUAAGUCCGCGGAAAUGGGCAUCUCUUUGGUGGAGUAUCGGCAGAAGAUGGCCAGCGCCAAGCUGGUUGGAGCUCUGGUCUACAUGGACAUGGGCAGGGUCAAUGUCGAGCCAAGCUCCGUGUACGGUGCGGCUAUUCUGAUGCCACAGGUAGCCCGGACGGCGGGAUGGCCACGGUCAAUGGCAAGACCUGUCCUCCAGAGCUACUUCUACCUUUACGUUUGCAUGCUCAUUCAUGGCGCUUU
Symbiodinium necroappetens is the source of this 530-nucleotide messenger RNA. NCBI's taxonomy places the organism in Eukaryota, Dinophyceae, Suessiales, Symbiodiniaceae. The record is from the annotation of a GenBank genome assembly.